Messenger RNA from Atta colombica, 279 nucleotides. RefSeq names its product histidine-rich metal-binding polypeptide-like. Lineage: Eukaryota; Metazoa; Arthropoda; Insecta; Hymenoptera; Formicidae. The transcript is spliced from 3 exons. Bases 55 to 273 code for a protein of 72 amino acids. The record is from RefSeq and is a predicted model, not a curated record.
AAACUCCGCUCUCAGAAGAGUUAAGCGCACAUUUAGCGCAUAUAUAGAGUGGAAAUGUUCAAAUUCGAAAUACAUGCUCUACUUUUGCUGGUUGUCACAAUGGCUUUAGUAUUGGCGAUGCCAUAUCCUGGCGGUCAUCACGAACACACGCACUUCAAAAUCCACGUGCCAUAUCAUAUUCAUGAACAUCAUCAUACACACGUGAAGAAAAUUUAUAUACCGGUUCACGUCAAAUCACAUGACGACCAUAAACACGAAGAAGUUGACUGGUAAAUUAUC